CCGUGCCGUCUGCUCGCUUCGCCUGCGCAUGCGCUAGCACACAGCGGUUUGUUUGCUUGAGGAUGAGAUUUGUGGUUUGUGGUAGCGGUGGCGGUGAAGCAACUUUGCCAAAUAUUCCAUUCCAGUUCCUCGCUGGAUGUCCCGCUCGUCCGUCGAUGUUCAACAAGGCCACUGGACGAGACGAAAGAAGAAGAGGAUUCCUGGAACGGCAGCGUUCUUUGCCGAAGCAACUGCCACUUUUGAGGAAGAAGAAGGAGGAGCGUUCUUCGUGACUUUGCGUGUUUUGGUGCGACUGAUCUCGUAUGCACCGUGAAUAUGGAAGAGAUCGAGACGUCAGCGCAGACUGAUAUGACCAGUAUGUCAGAGCUGUCACCGCCAGCAUCUAGAGAAGAAACUGGAGCAGGCGAUUCUUCGUGGCAGUCCGACAACAAGAAGUGGAUGAUUGUCAUCGGCUUGUUGCUCCUGAUAGGAGGAAUAAUAUUGUCUGCCGUAUUGUUUCUGGGAAGAAAAUCUGGCGGAGAUGACGACGAUACUUCUGAGGCACAAGAAAGUGAAUCAGGGCAAGGGGCGGUCUACGUGUCGAUCUCUGCUCCUCCUAGAGCCUUUGAACGCGAAUACACUGAAACGAUGCCAGUGGUGCCUAACACUAUUUCUCUGAAAGCAACAACACCAACAACAACUGCAAGUACCACGCUUACUACAGGACUGACGCCCAGCACUGGACAAACGACGAGUACAACGAUACUUAUAUCUGUUACACAGCAUAGUACACGGCACACUCUUGCCGAACAGCAUACGACUAGCACUAGUAGCGCUGUUGACACGAGCCGGAAAUCAGCAACUAGGCGUUCUGCGCGUACAAGAAGGAGGCGAACGACUAGACGAGCCAUCUCUGCCAGACGGAAAUCAACGGCUAGACACGCUACCUUUACUAGUCAAAAUGCGACCGUUAGACAAGACACAGUCACCAGACGGAAGCCACUAUCUAAGCGCUCUACCAUAACCAGUCGAAAGCCAACAACUAGACGAGUCACCGUUACUAGGCGGAAACCGACAACUAGACUCGUUACCUUUACUAGUCGAAAGUCAACAACCAGGCAAGCUACCAUUACUAGACCGAAACCAAGAACAAGACGAGCCACCGUUACUUGGCGGAAACCAGGAACAAGACGCGUCCGAAAGCCAAGAACUAGACGAACCACCGUUACCAGACCGAAGACAACAACUAGACUCAUUACCUUUACUAGUCGAAAGUCAACAACCAGGCAAGUUACCAUUACUAGACCGAAACCAAGAACAAGACGAGCCACCGUUACUUGGCGGAAACCAGGAACAAGACGCGUCCGAAAGCCAAGAACUAGACGAACCACCGUUACCAGACUGAAGACAACAACUAGACGCGUUACCUUUACUAGUCGACAACCAAACGAGUCGACAACCAAACGAGUUACCAUUACCAGCCGAAAGCCAACAACUAGACGGGUCACGGUUACCGAGCAUAAUCCAAUAACUAUCCUUGCAACUUCGUCACAGACCAUAUCUACCACCACAACUUUGAAGCCUCGCUUGUCAGCAAAGACCCUCCUGUGCGUCCUGGGCGAUGAAGACAAGUUUCCUCCAGCUGACCUCUGUGACGUCCUUGUGUACGACUCCAACAAUGAAGACUACGCACCCUUCUUGAACCCCAUGAGUAUUGGCACUGCAGCGUUCGCAAGGAAGACCACAGAGAAAACGAUAACCAAAUAUGCUAUCCAAAUUCCUGAAAAGUUUCGUAAUGAGGCCAUGAGGAGCCUUCAGAAACCAUCUGGUCAAGAUAUUGUUCAACAGCUAUGGGCGGCGAGAGUUCGAAGCUAUGCCUUCCUGGAACUGGAGGUCUCUCCCUACACGGACAUGGUACAGGUCUCAGGCGUGGUCAGCAUGGUCAAGACACUGCGAAGACUUCAACACGACCUUGAGGGACGUACGAAGCAGAACGGUUACAUCAUCUUGGGCGUUGCUGUUAUGGAGAAAGAAACGAAAGAUAACGAUCACGCUUACGUGCAGAUGCUUCAAGAGAUCAUGAGUGAGGCCAAGCCGGACGCCUUGGUGUACGUAACCAGUUUCAACAAGGAAUUUUUUGGAGAUACCCGCUGCAGGGCUAUUGGACCGUCGGCUUGGGCUAGGCCUACUAUACCCGAUCAGCCGACGUUCGUGAAUGCACUUGAGCUACGCAAACUUAUCGGCGCUUCGUCGACCGUAACGGAACUCCUGUCCCUGAGUAUCAGUGGACGCUGGGCAAGCUUCAAGGAACUGGACGACCAGGAAGAAUGGGACGAUAUCAUAACCACGCAAUCCUGCACUUCCAUCAUACGACUGGGGUAUCAAGAUAAGGGCUGUCCAAGGGGAAGCCAGUAUGCUUCUUUUCAUGCUUACCCACGAGCAGAAUGGCACGAUGUUAAACGACAGCACAAGUACAUAAGGACCAAGACCUGGUCGUUUGUGAUGGCAUACGAUGAUAACAUCACCAUGGCAACUAAGAUGUGCCGAGCAGCCAAGGAGUACGAUUUUCACGGAGGUUGGGCGGUAUUUGACUUGGAAUUUUCCGAUAGCAGACACUUGUGUCCUGACGACCAGUUCAAAGAUGGCCUGCGCCUAGUACACUGGAUUAAGCAUCACAUGAAUCAAGGGUUCUCCGGAGAUUGCUCCAGCAUUCGGAAAUGAUCACGGCUUCCCGUCCGAUGCUUAUUGAUUUGCCGCGAUAUAGAGAUGCCACCGAAUAAAGGUUCAAUAUAUUGUACAA
Molecule: messenger RNA, 2779 nt
Organism: Ornithodoros turicata
Lineage: Eukaryota; Metazoa; Arthropoda; Arachnida; Ixodida; Argasidae
Exons: 13
Coding region: 316-2700 (794 amino acids)
Source: RefSeq, a predicted model, not a curated record